Molecule: messenger RNA, 8114 nt
Organism: Polypterus senegalus (gray bichir)
Lineage: Eukaryota; Metazoa; Chordata; Cladistia; Polypteriformes; Polypteridae
Gene: urb1
Product: URB1 ribosome biogenesis homolog
Exons: 39
Coding region: 186-6929 (2247 amino acids)
Biological process (GO): maturation of 5.8S rRNA from tricistronic rRNA transcript (SSU-rRNA, 5.8S rRNA, LSU-rRNA); maturation of LSU-rRNA from tricistronic rRNA transcript (SSU-rRNA, 5.8S rRNA, LSU-rRNA)
Cellular component (GO): nucleolus
Source: RefSeq, a predicted model, not a curated record
AAAGGAAAUCGGGCACGGCGCGAUAGGGAAUUUUUUUGUCUUGUCCUCUUGUUUCUGUGGGGUCAGAGAAGUAGACGGACCGUUCUCUCACACGAUUUCCCACGUGUAUUUUUUUCUUAACUUCAGUCGAGUCGUACUUGGUUGGGAGGUGUCACAUUUACGUAGAUUUUAAAAAUAUAAGUGCAAUGCCUAAAAAACGUAAAUCGGAGCAAUCUGAAGUUUUGGAAAGCAAAAAACUGAAAAUCGUGGACACCGAGUUCAAUGGAACUCAUUUUAAAGCAAUGCUAAAAGAGGAUGGGCAAGCAGUUAAAGGAUUGGAGACAUUUAUUUCAAUUGUUCAGAAGUUGCCAUCACCUGAAAUUUAUGAUGUUGUUGAAGGUUAUAUAAAAAUAUCCAUGGAGUGUUCAGAGAUCUUCCGUUUAAUGGAAGGAAAGCAAAAUGAGGAAAGUGAGAUGAUUUUGAUAUUUAUGACUUUGGAAGCAAUUUUACUCCGUACAGCAAGUGAUUUGUCACAUUUCAGCAUGGUUGGCACAGCCAUUGUGAAAAAAUUGCUCACAUGCCAUAUGAAACAUAUAUACUCGGCACUGUACUCUGAAAAUCACAGGUAUAUUCAAACAUCUUUAAACCUUAUGGCUGCAAUGGUAUCACAAGGUCCAGAAUCUGCUCAAGAAGUUUUCAACCAUAUUGAAUUUAAAAAAAAUCUUUCUGGACUUGCAAGAAAACGAGACAAAAAGGGAAAAACAGAUGUCCGAGUUGCAUAUAUUCAGUUUGCUCUUUCAUUUCUAAUUUCUGGUGACAGCAAUGUUAUAAAACAAGUUCUGGAUCUCAAAGAUUUCUUACCUGAUAUUCUGAGUACUGGACUGAUGGAAGAUCGAUUGUCAACUGUUAAACUUCUUAUAUCUACACUACAGAAAAAGGUGGUUCAUUCAAAAUCUAUCACUAAAACACAGAAGGUGCAUUUUUUUAAUAAUGUUGUUUUAAACCACAUUGCAUCAUUGUACAGAUGGGAUGGAAUUAUUGAUGUCAUGUUAGAUGAAAUAAAGGCUAUUGAGCUUACAGAAGAAGUUGCAAGAACUUUGGUGCGAGAGUUAACUCACAGCUUUCUCUUGGAUAUCUGUUGCUCACUGAAACAUGGCAUCAGUUUUUAUGACCCAAGUUUUGGCACAACUGGAAGGUCUGGAAAUAUUGUUCUUUUGAGGUUUAUUGUUGGACUAAGAACAGCAACACAAGAUGAGUUGAUAGGAGAAAUUGUGGUGAAUAUUCUCAAAGUUUGUCCCGAUUUGCUACAGAGAUACUUCAAAGAAACCCAGUUCUCCUUUGUACCUCGGCAAACGUCUGCAUGGCUUGACAACAUGAAGCUUCUUCGUAAGAUUUUUGAAGCACAACCAGAAAUUUCAAAGUCGUUCAGUUCUUCAGAAUUUAUUCCACUGCCUCGUCUUUUACAAAUGGUAUUGGUGACCACAAUGCCUUCAGUGUGCAGCAAAGCUAUGUUUACCCAGGGACUUAAUCUUGAUGACAAAAUAGUGAAGCACACAACCUUAUCUUUUAUUGCAUUUUUGCUACGGAGAGCUGAGAAGAAUAUUGAUUACUGCCUCAGUCAGGAGUUUUGUUCCAGCUCAGAUCACUAUUGCAAGCGUGUGAUGGAGGAUUUUGUGCAGAAUUAUCGAGAAGCUCUUUGUAAGAUGUAUCCUGACAUAACUAAUAUAAUUGCUAUAUGGCAAUCAUUAACUAAGAAAGAACAAAAUGAAAACCAAGCAACAGAACAAGAAAGUCAAUACAAAUCUUUAAAUGGUAAAGGAGCUGAAUUCAAGGAGUAUGACUUGAGCAAUUCAGGUGUCAUUCUCUUGAAAGCUGUGAUACUUCAAGUUCUGUGCCUCUAUCAAAAAGUCAUUCCCUAUGUGAUAACCCAAAGUACUUUUGACUACAGCAAAAUGCUGAAUGGCAUUUUUACUGGAAAUGUCAAUAGAUAUGUAGUACCUCCUGUUCUUCAGCACCAGAUGCUCAAGUUGUGUUUGGAUCUUCCUGCCAACAAGUUUUCUUGGUUCCAGGAUAUACGAGAAACAGAAAAAUGUAAUUGUGCAAAAUCAGUAUUUUAUUUGUUGUUGAAAAUGUUUGUGACUACCACAAAUGAACAACUGAAGUUAUCAACAAAACAGCUAAUUAUUAAGGUGUUAAAGGAAACUGGUGUUUUUGAACAUACCUGGAAGGAGUUGGAAAUUUGGCUGAAACACCUUUUGCUUAUUUCUGAGGCUGAGCAAGAGACUGUAAUUCAAUUUUUGGAAAGAAUUUUGGUGAAGCUUGUAUCCAACCCCUGGCCCUAUACAGACAUUGAAGCAGCCCUUGUUCAGGAAGCUAUUUCAUAUCAAACUAUUCUAACAAGACAAGAAGCUGGCACUUUAUGUUUACCUGUAUUUCAGUAUAUUGAUGGUGUUGAUGUUGUUGAAGAAUGUAAAGGAUUAGAUGAGGGAUUUGGAGCCCCAAUUACUGAUGAAAUGAUCCAACAGAUAUUUCCUUUUAGUGCUGCUGUUCUUGCAGCACUGGAAGCAAGGAAUAAAUUAUUACAGAAGUCUUUUGAUGAAAAUGAUGUUGUUCAGAGAUAUGUAGUUUGGGUGCUAUCAGAUAUUUUGCACACACAGAGAGAUCCUGUUGCACUUUGUUUAGCCUUCCAAAUGUAUGACAAAGAAUUAACUCCAAUCAAGGCAAUCACUGAAAACACAUCAGUGGCUCAUUUUUUUCACUAUUACAGGAAAUGGAUUCCCCCGCAAGCAGCAGAAGCACUUUUUGGUGAAACUGGUUCCAUUCUUGAAAGUAUUCAGCAAGAUGCCUCAUUCUCUAGCCUGUUGAAGGAAUCUUUUGUUAAACAUGUCAAUCAUCCUCAGCGAUGUGAUUUGGAGGUUGCAUUAAGACGGACCAUUUCAGAACUUCAACAAAGUGAAUUUUUACUGGGCGUUAAACAUCUCAUGCUUUAUAUAAAAACAUGUGUGGAUGACUACACUAAAUUUAUGAGAACUGAUGAUAUUACUUUGUUGAAAUUCUACAUGAAGUUGCUGGAGAUGUUCGUAUCCAGGCCAUGUAAUUUAGAGGAAUCAAAACUAAACCAACCUACUGACAUUAAUGUCAAUGAUGUAAAUAGUUUCUUUUUGGAGAAUGAUUGUGUUAUCCAGGAAAAUACAGAAGACCAGGUGGCUAUAAAUGUCCUGGAAGAAAUUUUUAAACAUCCUGUUAUGGAGCAGUGGUUUUUGGCUCAAGAUUUGCAAACCUUCUCACACAUCUGUCUGAAAGAUGACAGCUUCAAAGUGAUUGGAGCAGAAAUGAACCGUGGCAUCCUGCACUUACUAAAACUUGGAGCACCUAAGUUAAAAAAACUAGAUUGUCUUCAAAUAAUUUCAAAAUUCAUGAAUACAAUAACAAAUAGUGUUUUACAUGAAAUUAAGCAUUUAAAGAAGAAUUGUUCACAGGAAACAGAAAAAACAUUUUCGCUGCAAGCUCUCGAGGAACUCCAUUCUUUUAUGGAUGUUAUUGAACUUAGAAAAGUUGUUUCUGCAUUAUUGAACCUUCCCAAACAAAUUUUGACUAUUAACUGCGAAAAUGAUAAAAAAACAGGAGCCAUUAAGAAACUUGGCACACUUGGUCAUAUAUUAGUUCUGAUUUUAAGAGAAAAUAACAUGCAGACAAAUGACAAAGGAAACUUGGUUUUAUCCAUCGAACAUUUGAGGGGUGUUGGACAUUUGAUGCUAUCUGGUGCUAGUGAGGAUUUGGAAAAGGUUAUACUUCAUACCUUACAGAAAGAACCUCUCUUUGCUCAGUUCAUUCAAACAAAUGUGCUUGUUUUUUGCCUUAAACGGAUGACAAAUAUAAGUCUGUCAAUUGCAGCUUUCCUAAUUCAGCAUUGCAGAGUUCAUCUUUUACAGUUUGAGCUGUGGUGCUUGGAACCUCAAAGCAAGAAAGUCCUUAAAAUGAAUGGUGAUUUAUUUCUGUCGCUUAUCAAUGGAUAUCUAAAGCAUCUAAACCAAGAAGCUAAUAUUCAGUUGCAAUCUUUAUCUUCAUUGGUGCUAGCUAAUCUAAAAGAAGCUUUUCUGGAAAGACUGUUAUCCACUGCUUUGUCUGACAUUGCACCAGAUAACCUGGCAUUAAAAUUUGAGAUCCUCUGCAGUUUAAUACAACUGUCACUCUCUUCUGAUGAUUUAACUGAUGUAGUCAGUCAUUUACCCCCGUUGUUGGAAAGAACUGAAAAUUAUCAAAGAUGGAAAUUAGUAGAUUGUGUUACUAAGAAACUCGAUGGCAUUCAAGAUGAGCAAUCUAACUGGAAAAAGACAUUGUUGAUGGCAUCUCUCAGAUGGCUCACAUCCUCUUAUGCCACUAACAAAGAAUCAGAUGAGUCCUUGAAGGAGAAAGAACUGACCAUUUUAAAUAAGUUGAAAGAAUUAAUUGUGGGUUCUUCUAAUGGAAUUGAUGCAGUAGAAUGGAAUUCAUUUAUCAAAUUGGGACUGAAGAACCGCUAUAGAGAAACUGCCUUCCUGGAAGCUCUGAACUUCAUGCUUGCUAAGCUGUAUAAUGAUGACAAUAUACCAGAAAAGUUUCUGCCAUUACCUAUGAUACAUAUGAUGAUAAUAAGUCAUUCUCUUUUCCUUCCAACAAUAUUGAAUGAAAAAGUUGAAAACAGUUGGGAUCUUCUUGCAAAAGAGUCAAUCAUAGACAUCUUGCUAACUGUUGUAAGGAGGUGUGGUCAUGUCUGUGAGAUGAGUCACAUUGCUGUUAUUCUGGGAGCUUAUGGAGCAAGUUUAAGUAGACAAGACCAGAAAUUGCUACUUUUGCUUCGUUGUUACGAACAGAAUGGUGCUAGUCUAGCAGAAUUUGGAGUUUUACUUUGGGGUCCAGCUGCAGUUGAGUUUCAGAAAGCAAGGAAGAGCUUGGGGAAGUCCAUUUGGCAGCAACCUAGUACAGAUCAGAUUCUGACUUUACUGGAUAAGGAUAAAAUGCAUCAAACUCUGCUGAACUUUCCACAGUACCGCCAUAUUUUACCUCAGAGUGGGAAGGACGAGAUUUUUAAAGAUGACAAUAUAAAGGACUUGGAUAGCCUGUAUGAUCCUUGUUUUCUGUUGCCUCUCUUCAGUACAAUAGUUAAAUCAGACUCUGUGAUUGACUGUCAGAAGUUUGUCUACACUAAUGCUUUGGGCGUUACAAUAGCAGCACUUAGCAGCUAUGAUGCCAAUGUAAGAGCUGCAGCUUAUUAUGUGUUGGGGUCUUUUUAUCUUCAAGUGGAAGCAGCCUUUUUUAAAGAAAAACGACAGUUACUUUGCCUACUGGAUGCUUUUAAAAACGGAAUCCGACAAAAGAACUCCUGUGUGCCAUUUUCCCUGGCAGUUUACAUUGCCAAAAGUGCCCAGCAAAUUUUUAAGCCAGGUGAAUACAUGUAUCUUGUAAUCAACAAAUUUCUGCUAUCUCAUCAAUACCUUGAUAUUAAAAAAGUCCCUGGAUUUUUUAAGAUGUUUUACAACUCUGAUUUAGAGCAUAGGGUGGAACGUGAGUGGAUUCUCCACUUGCUAGCUGAAGGAAUGAAGGACAGAUACAGCUAUGAGAUAUACAGUUCUCAGAGAAUUUUCCAAGUUCUUUUAGCGUUCUUCAGCUGUCCUCUUUCUGAUGAAUCAGCCAAGAAUCAAAUUCUGGAUAUUCUGACAAAUGCUGCACAGGUAACUAAAGCUGCUUAUGAACUUAUCAGAGAUCACGGGAUUUUAGGCUGGAUACUGAGCAUUCUUCAGCAAAGAUAUUUAGAAGACAAGUCACUUUCAAAAAUCAUAACCCUGGUGCAUUCUCUUUGGAUAACAAACUUGUCAAAUAAGGAGAAGGAAGAAGAUUGUAGACUUGACCCAAGAUCAAAAAAGUUUCUUCCCUUAUCUAUGGUCAAUGAGUUUUGGAAUCUUUUAACUAUUAUCUUACGGCAUAUUCGAAAAAGCCUUGAACUGUCAAAGAUAUGCCUGUUGUUUAAGACCAUCAAGUCAGUUUUAAAGCAUCGCACGUCAAUUCUCAGAAGUUAUCAGGAAAACAAAAAUAUUGUUUUAACAGAGAAAGCAUUGUCAUGCACUGAAGCCCUUAUCUUGUUGUAUAAAUGGAGUUUUGUAACCAAAAAUGAUCACUUACGGGCUGAAGUGCAAGAUGUCGCUCAGAAGCACAAUGUAAAAGAAAUCCUGAUAAAAGAAAAUUUUCAAAAGAAAGCAGAUGCAAAUAAUACUACAGAAGACACCACAGAGGAAACUGUACAUAUAGAUUGUUUAAAUGAAUGUGAAGAAAACCUCAGAAGCAUAUUAACUAAAUGGGAGCCCUGUAUUUCACCAUGUCAUCCUUACAACUCUCCUGGUGAACUGUCUGACAUACACAGACAACUUGAUCAUGCAUGUGCAUGUUUGAUAGUGAAAUGGGAACUGAAGUCCUUUGGUGGUUGCCAAACAUGCCCAAAUGAUUUACUAAUAUUUUUAGAGUGGUUACAAAAAAAAAUUUUAACUCACCAUAUUAAUGAACUUCUUCAAGACAGCUUUGUGAAGCUCAGUUUUCUCCAGCUUUAUCACAAAGUUAAUGGUCUUACUGAAGCAGACGGCAGAAAUACCAUGGUUCUUCAGAUAUUUACUUCUGUAAUGAUACAGUUACUGGAGGCUCAGAAUUCACUUGACAUGAAAAUUCACAAUACUGUCAUGAAGUUUUGCUUACAAGAUGAGACUGAAGAAAACAACUUGAACAGAGAUGGAUACUUGACACUGCUUUCAUUAUACAUUCAUGUUAUGUGGUUUGCAGCAAAACAUCAUGACAUCUUCCUGAACUAUAUUACAUUAUUAAUGGAAGCAGCUGAAAAGAUCCCUAAAAAGAAGAAAGAUAAAACACCUGGGGAUUUCUUCACAGUCUGUAAAGAGUUGUCUUCAGUUCUGAACAAAUGCUAAAUGGAAUGAAACAUAUGACUUAAUGUGUAACUGUAAAUUAUUUAAAUUCUGUGGACAUCUAUCAGCUUUGCUACAGUACAUUAACUGUGACUUCCAGUAUGUAUUUGCACAGGUUAAUAUUUAUCUUUCUGUCAGUGUGAAAUCUGAAGUAGUAUUGCAGAUGUUAUAAGCAAUCAACAAACAACCCUAGGGAAACAACAAUAAAUAAAGCCUGAUCUGUAUACUGUAAAAUCAUGAAGCAGCUCCUAUUUUUUAUUACUGUCAUUUAGAUUAGCUGGCCUAAGGGACUAAAUUAUUAGAAUUCACACAAUGAAAGCCAAUUAGUUACAUUAUUAAAGAGAUUCUAAUACACAAGAAUCAGUCUGUUAGCUAGAUUUUCUAAUCAUAUAUUACACAGUCCCACUCCAUAUGCUUUAUAAUUACAGUUUUAUAACAGUGUAAUAUUAUCUUCUCAUUGGAUCAAAAUAGUUGAUGCCGAAGAAAACUAGAAAAGGUACAGAAACCUGAAUAAACCUCAGAUUGAGAGAGGAUUUUGUACACACACACGUACUUCAAAUAGGAACUUAGCACCCAGAGAAAACAGCUCAUCAAGAGAAGUUUUGUUGAUGGCUUUCAAACUUACUGCAAGUCUUUAUAAGAAACAUUCCCAAUAAUUUUAGGUGAAAGCUGUAGGUAGGAACUUCAUCCAUGGGAAAAUGUUCAUUGACAUAAUGUAAAUAACUUAAGAAGUACAAAAAAAUUGUCAUUUUAAAAUGCUAAAAAGUAAUUGAAAAAAUAAAUUUGUUAUGUUUAAUUACUGCCUUGAACUCACUUACUAACACCAAACAUCAGAGAAAACCUAGAAGUAGUUUUAUUUUUUUUUAUGUAAUCACUGUUUGAGUAAAGUUUGGCUUUUAGCAUAUGCAUCUGUUUCUUUGACUGCAUUUGACCAGACUUCCAAAGCUUUUUCCCUUAAUUUGUAAGUGCUGUAGUGCUGAUUGGUGAGUAAUAAAAUGGUUGUUUAUAAAUUUGCAAGAAGUGAAACUCGGCAGCUUCAGUGAAAAAAAAAAAUUCAUUGCUUAGUAUAGAUACUAAAUAUCUUUGGUUGUUUCAAAAAGGUAUUCUGUAUUAUUUUUAUAUUGAAAAGUAUAAAAUGUAACUAUGACAAGUGGUAACUCAUUAUCUUUUAAUUAAACUUGCACUAAA